Molecule: messenger RNA, 2382 nt
Organism: Stegodyphus dumicola
Lineage: Eukaryota; Metazoa; Arthropoda; Arachnida; Araneae; Eresidae
Product: cell adhesion molecule Dscam1-like
Biological process (GO): cell-cell adhesion
Molecular function (GO): protein binding
Source: RefSeq, a predicted model, not a curated record
CACCGUGUUUUGGAACUUUCCCGUUGCACCGUUAAAAAGUCGAAGCUGUUCAUGCAACGCGCGACAUAGGAACAUUUUCAGUAGCACUUGGAUACUGGAUGAUCAUAUUUUUCUGAAACUGGAAAACUAUGUCGGUAAACAAAAGGUAUCAUAAAGCUGUGAAAAUGAUUUGGAUGUUCUUUUUCGUUAUCAGUGCACUGGAAGCCAUCAGUGAUAGAUCUAACAGAAGAACCCGUGGCCCAAAGUUCUUCCAUGAACCUCCAGAAAUUGUAGAAUUUUCUAAUUCUACCGGAGCUGUGGUGACAUGUUCCGCAUCAGGUCUUCCUGAGCCAGUGAUGCGAUGGGAAAGGAAAGAUGGAAUGCCCGUGUCAAACAUCCUCGGCAUCCGGCAAAUACGGCAAGACAACUCUCUUGUGUUUCUCCCCUUCGAUGUGAGCAAGUAUCGUCAAGAUGUCCACUCUGUGAUUUAUCGCUGCACAGCGACGAAUAAAAUAGGAAAAAUACGAAGCAGAGACGUUGUCAUCAAAGCAGUUAUUCAUCAAACGUACGAAGUUCACGUACCAGAUCAUUUCGUAACUAGAGGAAGCACAGCGGUACUACAUUGCCACAGUCCUCCAGCGGUUAGACCGUAUAUCAAAGUUAUGCUCUGGCUUCGAGAAGAUGGUUUAAGUAUUGGAUCUCCGGGAACUACAGGUGAUAAAUAUAUAGUUUUACCAAGUGGUGAGCUACUGAUUAAAAACGCUGGUCCAAGUGAUGCUGUUAUUGGUUACCAGUGCCAAGUUCAUCAUCGACUCAAUGGAGAAAGCAAAGUCAGUGCUACUGCUGGAAAGCUAAUAAUUAGGGAACCCCACAUCUCUCAGCCACCUACAAUUACGGAAUCCCGACCAGUUAUCCGGGCAAGAGAAUUCGACAGAGUUGUUUUACCAUGUGUUGGACAAGGUUAUCCUCAUCCCACUUAUAGAUGGGGUCGACGAGAUGGAGAUAGGGUCACAUCUGUUCGUCUUGGAGAGAGAAUCUUACACAGGGAAAGUCUCCUUAUUCUGCAGCGAGCAGCGAUUCAAGAUUCUGGUGUCUACAUUUGCGAGAUGAAUAAUUCUGUUGGACAAGAUAAGGCUGAAACAAAGCUGUUAGUUUCAGCCCCAUUAUCAGUGAAAAUAGAACCGCAAACUCAAAUCGUUGAUGUUGGCAAAAUGGCAACUGUUAGCUGCCACGUAAUGGGUCAUCCUGUUCACUCUGUGGUGUGGUUAAAGAACGGAAAUCCAGUGAUAACAGGAGCUCCUAUUCAACUUGUUUCAAGAGAUAUUCUCCAAAUCCAUCCUGUACGAAGAGAAGAUUCUGGAAUGUACCAAUGCUUCGUCAGCAACGAUCAGGAAGUCGUUCAAGGGUCAGCUGAACUUCUUGUAGCAGAGGAAGCUCCUGUCUUCACUUACGCCUUCUCAGAGCAAGCUGUUCAUCCUGGUUCGUCGGUGUCUUUGAAGUGUUCCGCAUCUGGCAAUCCCUUGCCGCAAGUGACGUGGACAGUGGAUGGAUAUCCAGUUCCCGAAGCGUACCAUAUUCGAGUGGGCGAUUACGUGAGUGACGAAAGGACUGUCAACAGUUACGUCAAUGUCUCCAGUAUUACUGUGGAAGACAGUGGAACGUACCAGUGUGUGGCACAGAACGGAGUUCGAGCCAUUAGUCAUUCAAGGCGCCUUAAUGUUUUUGGACCCCCUUUCAUUAGACACAUGAGAAACAUCACAGCACUGACUGGACAAAGUGUUACUAUUCACUGUCCGGUUUCUGGAUAUCCUAUAACGAAGAUUUAUUGGGAAAGAGAGGGGCGAGCACUUCCUCACAAUCAUCGCCAAAGAACAUACCCAAAUGGAACUUUGACAAUUGAAGACGUUCAGCGGUCACGCGAUGAGGGACAGUAUCGCUGCAUAGCUGAAAACAAUCGCAGUCGGGCUGCUCGAAGAGAGGUGUCCCUCAGCAUCAUGGCUCCUCCCGUAGUUGAACCUUUUUCGUUUGCUACUGAUUUAGCCGAAGGUAAACGAAUUACAGUUGCGUGCGUCGUAGGCUCAGGUGAUGUUCCCAUUCGUAUCUCUUGGCUGAAAGAUGGAAAACCCCUGCCAGAUGAUCUCCAAGGCUCUGUCAGUUCAGUAAACGAAUAUACCUCCGCUUUAUCCAUCAACAAAGUAACACAGAUCCACACUGGGAACUACACAUGCCUCGCAACAAAUCCUGUGGCCUCCAGAAAUCACACUGCAGCCAUGGUGGUGAAAGUUCCUCCAAAAUGGCGUACAGAACCCGUUGACAAAGCUGUAGUUGUGGGCCAGCUAGUUAUGUUCGACUGCCAAGCUAAUGGUUAUCCAGAUCCAGUUAUUCGAUGGAAGAAAUCCCCAG